AUGUACGAUGGGUCUCCGUUUUUUUUCGGUGGUGGUGCAGCUCUGCUACUGCCACUGCCACUGCCACUUCUGCUGCUGCUGCUUCCACUGCUGCCGGUGGACGCCGAUUGCCGCCGACUUGGCUCUUCAGUGUUAAUUCGUCGACACGAGGCGCUGCUUUCAGCUAACAAGUCAUCGUUUGACAUCUCAAGCAAUUGUCCUCGAACGUCAGUGAUUCUUGUGCGUAACUCUUCGUGUGUCACGUGCCUCUCCGGCCCACCUCUCGGUGUUUUUUCUCUGUUUCGUUUGUUUGGUUGCCUCUCCGAGCCGCGAGUUUUGUUGUGUGCCUCGCCAAGGCGGAAGCAUAAAAUUCGAUACAACCCAAAGUGGGGCAACGGCAACCCCACAGCCGGCUGCCGAGAGCCGGCCUUGUGCCUGUGCCACACAGUGUGUUUGCGUGUCUCUCUGUAUUGGUGUCGGCUGAGACUCAGAGGAGCUUCGGCCACGGCCCAGAAGCAGCGCUGCAUUCCAGAGAGUUUAACUUGAGGGUCUUGUGGCGGGAAAGAUAGCCAACCUGUCCAACGGAAAUUCGGCCAGUCCCGCUGCGGGACUUGGCUUUG
Molecule: messenger RNA, 599 nt
Organism: Drosophila miranda
Lineage: Eukaryota; Metazoa; Arthropoda; Insecta; Diptera; Drosophilidae
Exons: 2
Coding region: 1-525 (174 amino acids)
Source: RefSeq, a predicted model, not a curated record